AUGUCGCGCAAUAAUUCUUUUACUUGCGACGAUUCGCCGCAUGUACUUCGCACGAGAUCAGCUGUGCUAAAGCUGUUAGAGCAAGUAAGAGCAGAAAAACCGUCUCUUCGUGUGAUCUCAAAACCGUCGGAGCCUGUGGUAAACAGAAAUUCAAAAUUGAAAUUUCCAGACCCGAAGAAGGAUUGUUUCGUUAGUCUUAAAGUCAGCAGUCAUAAUGGAAAGCUCUGUUUGCCGAUUAACUACGAGACUCUAGACGAGAGCGAUCAGAAAUGUUAUGGUGGAUUGAGGUACAUUUUACAAGUCUUAUCCGUAAACAAACUUGUACUGAAUGGCAAACAGCCGAGAUCAAACGAGUGUCAAGAGGAUUUUUGUCGUUUUUCACCACUUUCAACACACAAGAAAGGCUCAGCUAAGAACUGCCUUGGUUUCUGGUUUCGGUUUUUUGGCAAAGAUGCGACAAUUCGCAUAACUGUUGCCCUUAAGAUCGAUUUUGUGUUUGCUAGAAAGUUGAUAGGAAAGAGACUACUCACAGAUCCAUUGUUUCAAGAUGAUGGAAUGGUUUCAAGUUUAGAGUUUGAUAUUUCCACCUGCAUGAGAUCCUCUCUUAAGAUUGCUUCAGAAAAAAAUGGAUUGAUCAAUGCCACUAAAAUUUUCCCCUCUCUGUAUCUGAACCAAGAAUACAAGAGAAUUGUCACUAAAUUUAAAGACUUGAGGCAGAAACUUAAUUUCAAGGAAUUGGACAAAUUUUUUGCUCAAACAUUGGAAAGGCUCAGUGAUAAUGACCUGAGAGUUGUUCUUUUCCUUGAGCAAAGUCAAGAAGCUUGUCGCAAGAAGCUUUAUGAAAAGUCAAAACAGCUUCUCAAGCAAGCAGUUGACAGUACAGCCAAAUGCAAAAACAAAACCUUGCUGAUAGGCCGAGCUUAUUUGUAUUUGUCAUAUGUCCAUGAAAAAGAUGGCUAUCUUGGAAAUGCAGAAGAAUGUUUAACAAUUGCCAGGAAAAAGCUGCAAACUUUGGAGGUGUGUGAAGACACUGGAGACCUGUGCUUUCAGGAAGGACUUAUCUUGACCAGUUUUGCCCAGAAAAUGCCUAAGUUUGCUUUAAAACUGAUCUCAGAGGCUAUGUUCAAAUUCGAACAAGCUGCAGCAAUAUUUACCAAUUGCCUGACUGUUGACAGUGCCCUGGACAAGUUGUGUUGCUCGUACAUAAGACUAGCCUCAUUGUUGCUUAAACAGACCGCAGAGGGAUCAUGUUCACAACACAAGAUUGAUGUGUCAAACAAACAUCUUGAAUGGGUGGCAGUUCGUUUGGAUGAGUUAUCUGAGCAGACUAAAUUCCAUUUCUACGUUUGCAACACAGAGCUGCUUUACCAGAAAAGGCAGUUUGAGGAAGCUCAGAAAAGUCUUGAUGUUGCUUAUCAGAUUGCCAAGGCUUGUCAGUUUGAAGAGCAAACUCUGUGGGAAGAAUUACCUGGAAGCAAUUGCUGCAGUGAUCACUACUUCCAAGAAGCAUCAAGUAAUAAGGAACCAGCUGAUGACUUGGUGGUUGAAAAUUUUGUUGUUGAUGAUGUCUCUCCUGGCUAUCUGGCUGAUAUGAGCUCAUGA
Molecule: messenger RNA, 1602 nt
Organism: Pocillopora meandrina
Lineage: Eukaryota; Metazoa; Cnidaria; Anthozoa; Scleractinia; Pocilloporidae
Source: the annotation of a GenBank genome assembly